Symbiodinium pilosum is the source of this 1544-nucleotide messenger RNA. The record is from the annotation of a GenBank genome assembly. NCBI's taxonomy places the organism in Eukaryota, Dinophyceae, Suessiales, Symbiodiniaceae.
GUGCCCCCCCAGAUGCUCGAGCUAGUUGCGGGCCUUGGUGAGGUUUGGUCAGCUCAGACGCUUUCCGCCUACUUGAACUCCACUGGCGUGAGAUCUGAGUGGAUCGAUGCCCGGGAUGUCUUGAUCGUCCCAGAUGGGCCCCUGUCAGGACUCGGAGAGAAGGGCACUGCCAUGGACACCAUUGAGCCCUUUUGGGACGAGACUGCACACCGCUUGACAGGCUGGUGGGACAAAACUGUGGGAGAGGCCGACGCCCCCUUCCUCGUGAUCACCGGCUUUGUAUGCAGCACCGUGCAGGGGAGACCAACCACCCUCAAACGGUCCGGCUCCGACUACUCUGCGACGAUCUUCGCGAAGAUCCUGGAUGCCUGCAAUGUGACUUUUUGGAAGAAUGUGAGCGGCGUGUACACGGCAGAUCCACGACAGGUGCCCGAAGCCUUUCCCAUCAACUCCAUGACCUUCGACGAAGCCAUGGAGCUUGCCUACUUUGGCGGGCAGGUGCUCCACCCUUCGGCGAUGGUCCCUUGCAUCGAAAAUCGGAUUCCCGUGCUUGUGAAGAAUGUGUUUGAUCCAGCACAUCCUGGAACUCGAGUCUAUGGCCGUGGGGAUUCUUUCCUCCGAUGGGAUGACCAGGUGGAUGAAUGGGAUGACCAAAUGCCAGUGAAGGCGAUUACGUCCAUCGAGAAGGUGAGCCUUAUCACCAUUGCGGGGACCUCCUUCAUGGGCACGCAUGGCGUCGCAAAGCGAUUCAUGGAGGCCCUGUCCAGCGUGGGCGUGAACGUGAUCUUAACCUCGCAGGGCUCCUCCGAGCAUUCCAUCACCGUGGCCGUGGCGGACACAGACGGCAAGCUGGCAAUGGAAGCCGUGGAGUCUGCGUUCCAGCUUGAGAUAGCGCGGAACGCCGAGACGCGCGUCACGAUGUUGGAAGGCCUGAGCAUCCUUGCCGUGAUCGGCGAGGGAAUGAAGAACUCCACGGGAAUCUCGGGACGAUUCUUCAAUGCCCUGGGGAGGUCAAAGGUAAACAUCGUCGCCAUCGCGCAAGGCUCCUCUGAGAGAAACAUCUCGGCCGUGGUGAGCAGGGAGGAGCUUUCCCUUGCAUUGCGCGCCACACACGACGCCUUUUUGAUGAAGGAGUCCACAAUCUCCGUGAGCGUCGUGGGCGGUGGCGAGAUCGGCACUGCCUUUGUGCGGCAGCUGGUGCGAUGGAACACCGACGAGGGACGAGAUUUCGACCUCCCCUCUCUCAGGGAAGUUCAGUAUUUGAACAUCGACCUCCGCUCCUUCUGCGACUCGAACAAGAUGCUGCUGGCGCAGAAGGGCCUUCCCCUCUCCAAGCUCCAGGACAACAUCACAAACGGAGUCUUCAAUCUGAAAGAUAUGGCAGACGGAUGGGAGAAACAAGGAAAGGCGGUUGCUGAUGCAUUGACGGAUGGAGUCCAGAUGCAAGACACUGACCUGGAUGAUUUCAUCAAGUUUACAGACUGCAAGGAAUACCCCCACAAGGUGAUUGUUGACUGCAGCAGCUCUACAGACAUUGCCAGCAA